AUGUCCUCGAUAACAGCAAUCUUGUUCGAAGCCACUAUCGGUUUGCUGGUCAACAAAGGUAGAGAUCAGGCCGCAGAGAUUCUGAAAGAUGGCGAUGUAACAGAUCAAAAAUUCCACUCCUUGAUCGUCCGUGAAAUAGACGACAUCAAGUCAAAGUUGGACGCGUUAUCAAAGAAAGAUUUAGAAGCGAGUAUCAGUUUCUUUGAGGAAGGAAUCGCGUUUUUGUAUGAAGUGUUUGACAUAGUAAAGUCUACAAACGAGCGUGGUGCGGCAACAGCACAAGCAGCUUGCGAUGAAGCAUUAUCUCUUGUUGAAGGAAUCAAAAGGUUAGAACUUACUGGCCUAGACGAGUCUGCUACAAGAAAGCUUUCCACUGCAAAGAAAAGAUUCGAAGAUGCUCGAAGGGAAGCAACGAGGGCCUUUAAAAACGAAGGCCUCAAAACAUCUGACCGCAUUCUGGCCAUGAAGUAUCGAGUAAUGGCAACGAUAUUGGAAACAGUAGACAAUCCCGCUGAUGCAGUGGCACCAUGUGGAGUGUGUGUAAAGGAACUUAACAGUCUGUCAGCAGUACAGAAGAGCUUUGACGUUCAGCUCAAGACAGGCAUUCAGAAAGUGAGGGGUUUAUUUGGUAUAGAGGAAAGAAGGGAAAUAAUUUCCAAUGUUUGUCAUGUGAAUCGCGUGAUCUUUGAUAUCGCGCUCGCAUUGGGAAGACUUGACUUCUGCCCAAGUGUUGAUAUUGGAGAAAAUAGAGUUAUUCCAUUGUGUGACAUGAGGGUAAAAGACGUUUUACUCAAGCAUGGUAAAGAGUAUUGUUGUGUUCCAUUACGGUCAUUAGGUCAGGAGGGUGAGGAGGAACACAAGCUGAAGAAACCGUGGCGUAUCGCUACAAACUCCAGCGGAGAAUUUAUUGUAACAGACUUGCAUUACGUGAAGGUGUUUGACAACAGCGGCAAUUUUGUGAAACAAUCGAGUCUCUCUACCGAUGAAGUAAAUGCAACAUGUGCUCGUGAAGUUGCCACAGACAUGAGCGACAACAUCUUCGUGCUAACCAGACUGGAGAAGCCUGGGAGAGAGUUAUCUUAUUGGGUUUAUAAACUUACUAAAACCGCUGACCUACAUCACAAGUUUCGUCUGAGGGGAGAGGGCUGGUACAACGGACUGUCAGUCAGUGAUAAAGGGAAUGUGGUGACCUUGCGGGACUGGUAUACAGUGGAGGAAUAUAACACUGAUGGAGAGUUUGUUCGCAGUUUUGGACAAGGAAUAAUAAGGUUUGCGUUUGCUGUCAUAGUUAUUAAUGAUGGCCGUACUAUGGUAGCAGAUCAAGCUGACCACUGUGUUCACAUAUUCGGUGAAUCCGGCGACUAUCUUGACAAGUUCAAACUGCAACGAAUUGACUAUGAUUACAAAAGCAUUACAUUUCACCGAGCAGGUGAACAAGUCGUCGUUGCUGGUUCUCGAGAGGAAAAACUCCUGCAGUUUGAAAUAUACAGUAAAGAUGGUGAGUUUGUGUACUGUGCAGAAAUCGCAAUUGAUGGUGAGAUCAUUUUUGUGAGAGGGAUAACGAUGACAACCAAGGGACGCAUUGCUUGUGUUGUGGAUGACAAGGUAUUCAUUUUUUGAAGAGGGUUGUAAAGGGGAGGUUCAAAAAGAAGAAAAAUUUGAUAAACAAUGUUAAGAUUCACAUUUCUUUAAAAGGAAAAAUUCACAGUUCACAUGGUCUUCAUUUCAUAUUGUUACAAGUCAUGAAAAGUAAAAAGUCACUUGUUUAAUCCUGCAUCAUCCAAAAGCCUCUCUUUGAACUGCUGGUUUUGAUGGUUUCUUGUUUUUCUAAAUUGUUCAGUUAUCUUUUUUGGCUGAAUUCAUUCGUAAGAAGUAGCUUAUUUCCAUAUUUCCUUUUUGACAUUGAAU
Molecule: messenger RNA, 1908 nt
Organism: Pocillopora verrucosa
Lineage: Eukaryota; Metazoa; Cnidaria; Anthozoa; Scleractinia; Pocilloporidae
Source: RefSeq, a predicted model, not a curated record